This is a messenger RNA of Meriones unguiculatus (Mongolian gerbil), 822 nucleotides long. RefSeq names its product transmembrane protein 254 (gene Tmem254). The transcript is spliced from 4 exons. The coding region runs from base 249 to 620 and encodes 123 amino acids. The record is from RefSeq and is a predicted model, not a curated record. Lineage: Eukaryota; Metazoa; Chordata; Mammalia; Rodentia; Muridae.
CGCAAAAUGCUCACCACGCGCCACCCACCGAAAUGGCUCGGCAACGUGACUCGCCCUUAUCAGGGAGGCAAAACGGCGGCUACUCUAGUUGAAAUUGGGAGGUGCGUCCUGCUCCUGGAAGCACCGAGGGCUGCUCCCCGGGCCGCCGCAGCCUAAACCUUCUGGGUCUGGUGCACAGGACGCCGCUCGCCUCUCCCCAGCCAUCUCCCACCCGGUGCCAGGGACCGUCCAGUGGAGUCGCUGCAGCGAUGGGGACCGACGCAGGCGCAGGUUACUUCCAGAGGGGCAAUCUGCUGUGGUUCACAGUCAUCACCGUCUCCGUCAGCUACUACACGUGGGUGAUCUUCUGGCCUCAGAGUGUCCCUUAUCAGAGCUUUGGACCCCUGGGUCUCUUCACAAAGUACCUGGUGGACCACUAUCACGGCCUGCUACGGCAUGGGUAUUGGCUUUCUUGGCUGAUUCAUGUGGGAGAGUCCGUGUAUGCCUUGGUAUUAUGCAAGCAUAAAGGAAUCACAGAUAGCCAGGCCCAGUUCCUGUGGUUCCUACAGACUUUCCUCUUUGGAAUGGCCUCUCUUUCCAUCCUGCUUGCUUACAGACCAAAGCACCAAAAACACAAUUAAAGGAGACAGCAAAAUUGCCUCCCCACUUCUUCAAGUCCUCCUUUCAGUGGGUCCUGGUUUCCGUGAUGACCUUUCUGUUUUCUAGGGAGUGUCUAUCAUAGGAAGCUGUCUAAGGCCCUCCAGUUACUUUUGUUUUGGGGUGCUCUGACCAACCUUGGAUAGACCAAUUGGAAUUUAAUAAAGUUAAGAAGGUCAAACUAGA